Lactuca sativa (garden lettuce) is the source of this 3095-nucleotide messenger RNA. Its product is annotated as transducin family protein / WD-40 repeat family protein. Gene Ontology annotation, molecular function: protein binding; snoRNA binding. Gene Ontology annotation, cellular component: small-subunit processome; Pwp2p-containing subcomplex of 90S preribosome. The record is from RefSeq and is a predicted model, not a curated record. Lineage: Eukaryota; Viridiplantae; Streptophyta; Magnoliopsida; Asterales; Asteraceae. Gene Ontology annotation, biological process: maturation of SSU-rRNA.
AACCGUUAAACCCUAGCACCCAAAAACCUCUAACGAAACAAUCGCAUCAAACGCCAGAAGAGAAACAAGGCAAAAGCAACAAAAUGGUGAAGUCGUAUCUCCGGUAUGAGCCGGCGACGGCGUUCGGAGUGAUUGCUUCAGUCGAUUCCAACAUCACAUACGACACCUCCGGUAAACAUCUACUAGCUCCAGCUCUUGAGAAGGUCGGUGUUUGGCAUGUCCGUCAAGGCGUCUGCGCCAAAACGCUUACACCUUCUACCCAAUCUCGCGGCCCUUCUCUAGCCGUUACCUCCAUUGCAGCCGUGCCUUCUUCUUCAUCUCUGAUAGCUAGUGGGCAUGCUGAUGGAAGUAUAAGAAUUUGGGAUUGUGAGAGAGGAACCUGUGAGACAACAUUGAAUGGGCACAAAGGGGCUACAACAAUCCUUCGUUUCAACAAAACAGGAUCAUUACUUGCAUCUGGGAGCAAAGACAAUGACAUUGUUCUAUGGGAUGUUAUUGGCGAAGUUGGACUUUUCCGUCUACGUGGCCACCGGGAUCAGGUUACUGAUCUUGCUUUCUUGGAUUCUGGUAAAAAGCUUGUUAGUUCCUCAAAGGACAAGUUUUUAAGGGUUUGGGAUCUUGACACCCAACAUUGUACACAAAUAAUCGGUGGUCAUCACAGUGAAGUUUGGUCCAUAGAUGUCGAUCCUGAAGAAAGGUAUUUAGUCACAGGAUCAGCAGAUUCAGAGCUCCGAUUCUACACCAUUAAGCAAGAAAACCUAGAUACUAACAACAAAGACUCUUCUAUUGAAAACAAAUGGGAAAUUCUAAAACCUUUUGGUGAAAUUCAAAGACAGAGCAAAGAUCGCGUAGCAACAGUAAGAUUCAACAAAUCAGGUACGCUUUUAGCCUGUCAAGCUGCAGGAAAAACAGUGGAGAUAUAUCGCGUAUUAGAUGAAACCGAAUCAAAACGUAAAGCAAAAAGGCGAGUCAACAGAAAGAAAGAGAAGAAAUCUUCUAAAAUGGUUGAAAAUGGAAACACAGAAGAUUCAAACCUAACCAUGGUAACAGAGGUUACAGUCCCUGAUGUAUUUAAGCUUUUACAAACUGUAAGAGCCACCAAGAAAAUCUCUUCCAUCUCAUUCUCCCCCAUCACUUCCAAAAACUCACUAGCUACAUUAGCAAUAUCAUUAAACAACAAUUUACUUGAAAUAUAUUCAAUAGAUACCAAUUCCACUACAAAAACCAGUUCCAUUGAGCUUCAAGGGCAUCGUUCUGAUGUAAGAAGUGUUACCCUUAGUUCAGAUAACACUCUUUUAAUGUCAACAAGUCACAAUUCUGUCAAAAUCUGGAACCCUAGCACUGGUUCUUGCCUUCGCACCAUUGAUUCAGGAUACGGGUUGUGUAGUUUAUUUGUUCCUGGGAACAAAUUCGCUGUCAUUGGUACAAAAAGUGGCAAUCUUGAAAUUAUUGAUGUAAGAAGUGGCACUUUAGUUGAAGUAGUAAAAGCUCACACAGGAGCCAUCCAAUCAAUUGUCGCCACAUCAGAUGGUGGUGGUUUUGUGACAGGUAGUUCUGAUCAUGAUGUUAAGUUUUGGGAAUAUGAAACCACAAAGAUUCAAGGUCAAGAUUCGGUCAAUCUAACGGUUUCCACUGUGAAGAACUUAUCAAUGAAUGAUGAUGUCAUCGUUGUUGCUGUUUCCCCUGAUGGGAAACAUAUAGCUGUUGCGCUAUUGGAUUGCACUGUGAAGGUGUUUUACAUGGAUACUUCAAAGUUUUUUCUUACAUUAUAUGGUCACAAGCUUCCAGUAUUGUGCAUGGAUAUAUCAUCUGAUGGGGAUCUUAUUGUAACGGGGUCCGCAGACAAAAAUAUAAAAAUUUGGGGAUUGGAUUUUGGUGAUUGUCACAAAUCCAUUUUUGCUCAUGCUGAUAGUGUUACAGGGGUAAAAUUUGUCCGAAACACACAUUACAUGUUUACAGUUGGGAAAGAUCGUGUGGUAAAAUAUUGGGAUGCUGAUAAAUUUGAGUUACUUUUAACCCUAGAAGGGCAUCAUGCGGAAAUUUGGUGUUUAUCAAUUAGUGAUCGUGGUGAUUUUGUAGUCACGGGGUCUCAUGACAGGUCAAUAAGACGGUGGGACCGGACUGAAGAACCCUUUUUUCUCGAGGAAGAAAAAGAGAAAAGAUUGGAAGAAAUGUUUGAGGCUGAUUUGGAGAAUUUGGAAAACAGAUAUUUACCUCAACAAGAGCUUCCGGAAGAAGGUGCUGUUGCUAUAGCUGGUAAAAAGACGCAAGAUACCCUCACAGGAACUGACUCGAUUAUUGAAGCAUUAGAUAUUGCAACUGAAGAAUUGAAAAGAAUGGCUGAAAAUGAAGAGGAAAAGAAACAGGGAAAAGGUGGAGAAUUUAGGUCAAAUGUUAUCAUGCUUGGGCUCUCUCCUUCUGAUUAUAUUCUUCGUGCAGUUUCAAAAGUUCAUACAAAUGAUUUGGAACAAACUUUACUUGCUUUACCGUUUUCAGAUGCUUUGAAGCUUUUAUCAAAUUUAAAAGAUUGGUCUUCUAAUCCUGAUAAGGUUGAGCUAGUUUGCAGGAUUGCAACAGUGUUAUUGCAGUUGCAUCAUAAUCAGUUAGUUGCAACCACAAGUACAAGGCCUCUUUUGGCUCUUCUUAAAGACAUACUUCAUGCUAAAGUCAAGGAAUGUAAGGAUACUCUUGGAUUCAAUCUGGCAGCCAUGGAUCACAUUAAGCAAUUGAUGGCUUCAAAAUCUGAUGCGCCUUUUCGAGAUGCAAAGAGCAAGUUGCAAGAAAUAAGGGCAAAACAGUCAAAACGCGUUGAAGAAAGGGGGGACACAAAAGGGGAAAGAAGGAAGAAGAAGAAGCAAAAGAAGGAUGAUGGACAUGUGUGGUCUUGAGUUUGAAUGAUUGGUGGAGAUGGGAGUUUUGAGGCAAUUAUUGGAUUCUUUUGUGGGAUGUUAUAGAGUAUUGUGCUUUUGUGCAAUGUACCUUUUUUUGAAAUAUUUGUUCAAUAGUAUUAUGAGAGGAGAAUUGGAAAACAAGAAAUGUAAAAUGAUGAAAUGAUCUUCUUAUCCUUGCAAACAAACAUAGUUACACAUAUACAA